ACCACCAUCGGAAACCCGCGAGAACUUCGGAUAGUCGAUCAAACGAUUUGCGCAGCCUCCGAGCAACAACAGAAAAAAAAGUGAAGGAAGAAAGAUAGAUCCUAAUUACCGGACCGGUCCGACACCAGUCGUAUUUUGGCAGUCGUUAGUUAAUCAACGGAACGAAAACAACCGAACAUCCGCAGAAAACUUGCUAUCUUUGAUUUGAGAACUGCGCGCAGGAAGAUAUUUUUAGCCCACUAGAGAUCAAUUGUAAGCGAGCAAUCGAAGACGAUAAGGACAUUUUAGUGCAAAGUGCAACAUUUAGACUGUUUCUAGAACUCUCCCUCUCGCACCAGUGUCACACAUUUCGAGCGCGUCAGGAUCUUCGACUACACAACUAGUUCGCAAUGGGUGUCCAGGAUGUCCAAGAUCACAUGCCGGUGCAGUGCGACUUUGAAAUCUUCGGUCAGGUGCAAGGAUGUGGAUUCACAAAACACUGCAGAGACAAUUGCAUAGCACUUGGCAUAAAAGGAUGGGUGAAAAACUCAAAACAAGGAACAAUUAUGGGCAAAAUGCAGGGAGCGAAAGGAGAUGUCGGAAAAAUGGUUGAAUGGCUAUCGAAAACCGGCUCUCCCGGUUGUAAGAUCGACAAAGCAGAAUUCACCAACUGGGGCACGCUGUCGCGGUUCGCAUUCACAGACUUUGCUAUUAGAUUUUGAGGAUUGCGAAAUGCUGCUAAUUUUAAUGACUCGAAUGCAUGUUAAAUACUGAAUCGUUUUGUUGAGAAGCGCAUGGAUCAUUCUUGGUUUCCCGUAGACCGAACUGCAUUUCUCUGACGAAUGAUUCAGUUGUUUUGCAAUUCUGUUAACUGUGUCUAAUGAUAAGUUCAAAAACAUGGUAUCGCUGAGUAGUGUAGCGCUUAUGAGUUAGUUCAUGAGAUUUUAGCUGAACGAAGUUAUAACUACGCUGUGUUUUCUCUGUAUAUUUGUAACACUAUAAGACACAAUAAUUUUACAUAUUUUGCUGAACGACCAUUCAUCGAUAAAUGAUACCAUGAUAAGACGCUCAGGAUCUUUCUGUGCAUAAUAAAUUCCUAUCAAUCAAAUACUAUAUACCGGUAUCAGAGCAGUCAGUAAACGGUCAAGGUAUUUACAACUUCAACACUUUUGUCUUGAAUCCGAUGGAAUCUGUUUAGCAACAGUUUUGUAUAUGUUUAAGUUCACCAUAUUUAGUUAGUAAUAAAAACAAAUGACUACCAAAUAAAACUAUUUACUAGCACUUACCGAA
Molecule: messenger RNA, 1269 nt
Organism: Malaya genurostris
Lineage: Eukaryota; Metazoa; Arthropoda; Insecta; Diptera; Culicidae
Product: acylphosphatase-2
Exons: 3
Coding region: 390-701 (103 amino acids)
Molecular function (GO): acylphosphatase activity
Source: RefSeq, a predicted model, not a curated record